Messenger RNA from Durotheca rogersii, 1899 nucleotides. RefSeq lists its product as uncharacterized. The transcript is spliced from 4 exons. Gene Ontology annotation, molecular function: DNA-binding transcription factor activity, RNA polymerase II-specific; zinc ion binding. The record is from RefSeq and is a predicted model, not a curated record. Bases 214 to 1644 code for a protein of 476 amino acids. Lineage: Eukaryota; Fungi; Ascomycota; Sordariomycetes; Xylariales; Xylariaceae. Gene Ontology annotation, biological process: regulation of transcription by RNA polymerase II.
CUUAUACGGCCCCUUUCUGGCUUCCUUACUAUUACCGUCUCACCACACGCCUCUUGACCUCGAUAUAUCUCCAGCUGGCGCGUCACCAAGUUGUCAAUCAAAUCUAAGGCACCUAAGGAGGUACCUAGGAGGUACCUACCUAUGUAAGGCGCGUACCUAUCUUUCAGAGGCAUAGGUACCUACCUCCUACUAGUACAGGUAGGUACACCCGUCAUGCCCCCUCGACGAUCACACAAGAAGUCCCGUGCGGGAUGCCGGAGAUGUAAGGCUAGGAAGAUCAAGUGUGAUGAAGUUCAUCCCCGCUGUGGAAAUUGUGCCAAACACGGCGUCGCCUGCGAUUUCGAGCGCCCCGACAUUGUCGAUGCCCUCCCCUCAGCCGAGACUCCGCGUCCGCCAACGUCUGCCUCGACCAGCAACUAUGGCAGUCCGUCGACCAUCACCUUGCCACCGACGCCGUCGGUGCCCUCGAGCGCUCUUGUCCCCUUGUACCGAAACCCUGAGACGCUCCCCUUGACCUCAAACUCGAAGGGCGGUCGGAUGAUGGAGCUGAAGCUGCUCCACCACUACACUACCAUCACCUGUGAAACCCUUGCUAUAUCAUCGCCGGUGAGUGAGAGGAUUUGGCGGGAUACGGUCCCGAAUCUUGCAUUCACCGGCGCCGACUUUCUGGCGGAUGCCUUGCUCGCCGUCUCCGCGCUCCAUCUCCGCUACCGCUCUCCCCAUGACCAGGACCUUGUACGCGCGAGCCACGCGUAUAUGGCGUCUACCCUGUCAGAAUACGGCGCGAGUCUGAAUAAAGGCAUCAACGAAUCCAACGCGGAGGCUUUAUUUCUCACCGCCGCUCUCAUCGCGUUCCAGUCUACGGCGUCUCGCAUUUUCACUAGGGAUGACAGCGGCGACCUGAAGGAGCGAUCUGACGGAUACGUCUUGCCGCUCUCCUGGUUCCAUUCCUUCCAGGGCGUCAAGGCGAUCGUCGCUUCGAGCUGGCAAUGGCUCAGAAAUAGCGGCAUCGUAGUGCCGAUUAUCGAGUCCCAGCCCGCGCUGAACCUCGACCUCUCGGGGCAAAAGGCAAAUUUCUUCAGUCACCUCCUAGACGGCCUCGAAGAUGAGGUCUUCUUCGACGAGGAUCCGGCGAGCCAACAUCUCACCCACCAGGCGUACCAGCACGCCGUCGCUGUUCUCGACUGGGCUCACAAGAUACCUCAUACCGGCGCGCCGCUGGUCUUUCUAGCGACUGUUUCUCGUCGUUUUGUAGAAAUGCUCGAGUCCCGCCGUCCGCGCGCCCUCGCGAUCCUCGCCAGCUAUUUCGGCCUGCUCAAGUGCCUGGAUACCGUAUGGUGGUUGAAGGGCGUGGCGCGCCGUGAAGUUAUGGGUAUCGUAUCCCUCUUCGACCCGGAUGACGAGGAGUGGUGGCCGCGCUUGCAGUGGCCUCUGCGCAUCGCACUUUACGAGGGCGAGGUCAUACCGGCAGACAUCUGGGGUGCGGACUGGGCCGCCGAGACAGCCCUGCUGAAUCAGGCCAACCAGACCGGCGGUUUCGUCAGCCAUAUCGAACUCUUAAGCCAGAUGUUCUCAAGUAUGCAGAGUAUGCCCGACACUCUGGACGUCGUCACCCAUCAGACCAUCAUGGCCAAAUCCAGGUAGCAACGGAACAAUGACUACUCGCCCCGCUGGAAGGGGAGCCAAAUCCCGAAAGAAGGGCUGAUAUUAGCCGUACGAUUUCCGAUGAUCGUGGGUACACCUGAUCGUGUCGAAGAUCUUCCGCCCGAGCUCCUGACGUCAAGAGUAUGCUCUCGUGUGGGGAGCGUUUUGUGCCGAGCUAUUAAGACGGCAACGUCUGCUCUUCUCGCUUUUGAACGUUUUGUAUCGCGCGGUGAUGAUCGGAACGCGGCAUGCUGG